AUGUCUCCUGAGCAGAGUGGUGGCUGCCUCUGCACCCUGGGGUUCCUCUGGCUGCUUGUGGUGGUAGAAGCAAAGACCAGAACAUACUACUUGGGAAUUGUGGAAGAGAACUGGGACUAUGCACCAUCUGGGAAAAAUCUGAUCACUGGACAAAGCCUCUUAGAGGACAAGUUUGCAAGUGUGUAUGCGACAAGAGGAGCCAACCGAAUAGGACGUGUGUACAAAAAGGCUAUUUUUAGGCAAUUCACAGAUGACACUUACUCCCAAGAGAUCCCCAAAGCAGCAUGGCUGGGAUUCCUUGGGCCAGUCCUGAAGGCAGAAGAAGAGGAUGUUUUUAUCAUCCAUCUAAAAAACUUUGCUUCCCGCCCAUACUCUGUGCAUCCACAUGGGGUCUUCUAUGACAAGGACUCUGAAGGAGCACUUUACCCUGAUGGAACCGGUGGUAAAAGCAAGGAGGACGACUUUGUUGUUCCUGGUGGAAAUUACACAUACACAUGGCCAGUAAGGAAAGAUUAUUCCCCAACUUUGGCAGACUCAAACUGCUUGACUUGGAUUUACCAUUCUCACAUUGACACACCAAGAGAUAUUGCAUCUGGUUUAAUUGGGCCUCUGCUGGUGUGUAAAAAAGGAACUGCAGAUGACACCACAAUAGAAGGGACUGGUGCUGCUAAUGCUUUUGCCCUGAUGUUUAGCAUUGUAGAUGAAAACUUCAGCUGGUACCUCGAUGAGAAUAUAAACACCUUCUGCUUAGAACCAGACACAGUGGACAAAGAGGAUGAAGGUUUCCAGACCAGCAACCGAAUGCAUGCUAUUAACGGUUAUAUUUAUGGCAAUCUCCCCGGCUUGGAGAUGUGUGCUGACACUUCCAUGUCCUGGCAUUUGUUUGGCAUGGGAAGCGAGAUAGAUAUCCAUGCUGCUUAUUUCUACGGCCACACGUUCACUAAUAGAGACCAGAGAGCAGAUGUCGUCGGCCUGUUCCCAGCAACGUUCAUCACAGCAGAGAUGACUCCCGGGAGCCCUGGGAGGUGGCUGAUAACGUGCCAGGUUAACGAGCACUUACGAGGUGGCAUGGAGGCACUAUAUGAUGUUCAGAUCUGCCAAAAAAACCUGUCUCACCCUUCACCAAUCAGUCAUAUGAGAAGAUACUAUAUUGCUGCCGAAGAAGUGCUCUGGAAUUACGGACCUGAUGGUUAUGAUAAAUUCACUGGGCAGGGUUUGAAUGCCACUGGCAGUGAAUCUGCAACUUAUUUCACACAAGGUACUGACAGAAUAGGAGGACAAUAUUGGAAAGUUCGCUAUGUGGAAUACACUGAUGCAACAUUCAGUAAGAAGACUUGGUCAGAGGACAUGAAGCACCUGGGAAUACUUGGUCCCGUUAUAAAAGCUGAAGUAGGAGAUACAGUGCUGGUUACUUUUGCCAACAAAGCCAGAAGAAGCUACAGCAUUAUGGCCCAUGGUGUAAGCUUCAGCAAGCUAUCGGAAGGUGCUCCCUACCUAGAUGGCUAUCUGAAGCCAGGAGCCCAUGUUAAGCCAGGUGAAACCUUCACCUACAAAUGGAGGGUGCCUGAACAUGGAGGUCCAACAGAGAGUGACCCGCCAUGCCUGACCUAUCUGUACUACUCAGCCACUGAUGCCGUCAAGGACACCAACUCCGGCCUCGUGGGGCCUCUGCUGGUGUGUCGGAAGAACACACUGAAUCAUGAUGGGACACAGAAAGGAAUCGAUAGAGAAUUUUACCUCCUCUUUUCAAUCUUUGAUGAGAAUGACAGCUGGUAUCUGAACAAGAAUAUUGAAGCAUUUACUGGAGACCCUUCAAAAGUAGAUGAAAAUGAUGCUAAUUUCAAGGAAUCCAACAAAAUGCACGCUAUCAACGGCUACUUGUAUGGUAAUCUUCCAGGCCUGACCAUGUGCAAGAAUGACAAGGUGUCCUGGCACCUCAUUGGGCUGGGCAGUCACUAUGACAUGCACGGGGUUCAUUUUCAAGGGAACACCAUUGACCUCAGAGGGACAACAAGGGAUGGGCUAGCCUUGUUUCCUCAUUUAUCAGGGACAGCACUGAUGCAGCCAGAUCGUGUGGGCACAUUCAAAGUGGUUUGCAGGACUUUUGAUCACUUCGUUGGUGGGAUGAAACAUCUCUACGAGGUCAGCAGCUGCCACAAUACCACCCAAGCCCAGCAGCAGUACGGAGCCAUGAGGCUUUACUACAUUGCUGCGGAGGAGGUUGAGUGGGACUAUGCCUCAAAUAAGAGCUCAGCACCAAAGAUUUACAACAUCAGCAGCAAUGAGGAAAGCUAUGGGCACAUUUUUCUGAGCCAAGCAGAAGAUCUGAUUGGUUCAAAAUACAAGAAGGUGGUUUACAGGGAGUACACAAAUGGCAACUUCACACAUCGCAAAGUGAGGACAGAAGAGGAGGAACACUUGGAAAUCCUGGGGCCAUUACUCCAUGCUGAGGUUGGUGACUCUGUACUGAUUGUAUUUAAGAACAAAGCCAGCAGACCUUAUUCAAUAAGUGCACAUGGUGUAGAAGAAGUGGGUUGUGAAGAACAGCCUGAGACACCAAUUACCCUCCCUGGCUAUACAGAAUUGGACACAUACAGUGGUCUGAUUGGGCCUCUUGUAAUUUGCAGAAAAGGAACUCUAGAUGAAAGAGGUCUAAGGAAAGACAUUGAUCGCGAAUUUACUCUUCUGUUUAUGGUGUUUGAUGAAAAUGAAUCCUGGUAUUUGAAAGCAAAUAUUGAAACAUACCUUCAUAAGAAUCCCGAUGAUUUUAAUUCCACUGAGAACUUUGUAGAAGGCAACAGCAUGCACGCAAUCAAUGGAAAGAUUUAUAACAGUCUCUUGGGUCUAACAAUGAAUGAAGGUGACAGGACAAACUGGUAUUUGAUAGGAAUGGGCAAUGAAGUGGAUGUCCAUACAGUUCACUUCCAUGCACAGACCUUCAUCUUCAAGACAGAUAAGGACCACAGAGGAGACGUAUAUGACCUUUUCCCUGGGACUUUUCAGACAGUUGAACUCGUAGCAGAAAACCCUGGAACAUGGCUUCUGCACUGCCAUGUAGCUGAUCACAUCCAUGCUGGCAUGGAGACAACCUACACCAUCAAUAAAUCAGAGUGGAAAGUUCCAUCAGAAGGAGGACUCACAACUGGAGCAUACAAUACAACUACUGCAACAAAUAGAAUCACUGAAAAGGAUGAUGACAGCAAGGGGGGCAAUUUUUUUGGCAAAACUCUGAGUCCUGGAGAAACCAGCCUGAUACUUGCAGUUUUUUUUUUCAUUGGACUUGUUCUGCUGUCAACGGCAUUAAUCUUCUUCUGCCUCGUCACCCAUCAAGGAAACAGGAUCCAUUACAUGGCUCUGCAUGACAAAAGUGCACUUCUGACAGAUUCCUUGUAA
Lepidothrix coronata (blue-crowned manakin) is the source of this 3393-nucleotide messenger RNA. It is a transcript of the gene HEPHL1, whose product is annotated as hephaestin like 1. The transcript is spliced from 20 exons. Gene Ontology annotation, biological process: iron ion transport. Gene Ontology annotation, cellular component: plasma membrane. The record is from RefSeq and is a predicted model, not a curated record. The coding region runs from base 1 to 3393 and encodes 1130 amino acids. Lineage: Eukaryota; Metazoa; Chordata; Aves; Passeriformes; Pipridae. Gene Ontology annotation, molecular function: copper ion binding; ferroxidase activity.